GUUUAUCGUAACUGCCUAUCCACGACCUACUAUUUGUGUACAUAGACAUCCUGAUCUUACCGGAUACACUACGCUAUCUAGAAUUUGUUUUAUUAAAGGCGCGACACAUAUACUUUUUAGUUUUGAGCUCAUAUUCUGCCGUGCUCCAACGCUCCAGGCUACUCCAGCACUACUCUAGCUCGCCCUCGCUGGCAUGCGCUCUCGCAAGAAGUCAAAAACACACCAUCGUCACACGAACGGUGAGACCAAUGAUGAUAUCUCGAUAGGACUCGAUCAUUCUGUCACUGACGGAUCUUCACCCAACGCGACCGGUUCUGCUUCCCUAACAACCCCAACCUCCGACCUCUCACUCGUCUCGAAUACCGCGGGUGCAACUGACGCACAAGUCUCGGGCAAGAAAUCAAGACGAAGCUGGCUUGGGGAAGGUGGAAGCUGGCGAUCAAAGGCACCGGCAAUAGUGAAGACUGCACGAGAAAGUAUCGGCGUUACUGGAGGAGCGACAGCGGAGCUGCCAAACGAGACCACUGAACAUGCCGAGGUGCCCCGUAAGGAUGUCCCAGCUAAGCAUGACUCUGCCGACCAGACAAAAGAAGUAUCUACAACUAGCGCAGCUCCACAUCAGCAGACAAAAGAAUCAAACCCCAGCUGCAGUGAACCACCACUCCCUCCAUACCCAAGAAACGCGGAAAGAAUAACUAUAUCUAAUCCUUUCGCCUGGCGUGGGUGGUGGACUCGUCCAGACAACUAUACAGACUCUACAAAAACGGAAAGGGAUGAGACGCCGAGUGCAAUAACCGAUAAUGCGCAGAAAGUUCCGCUUCCAGUUACACCAUCUGAUACAGGCAAUGCGCAAGAUUUAAAGGAACCCGAAGAUGCUACUUCACAUUCAGGGUCUCAGAUGAGCUCUGGUUACCAUGCAAACACGGAACACGCGUCGGCCCAGCAAUCCGGGUCUUUGUCCGCCAGUGAAAGAACGGAUUCCAUCCAACCUCAAGGUGAAGCACCAUUGGAAGUGGCCCCGAUUCAGAAAAGUUCUGGUAAAUCCUGGUUCUGGCUCUGGAGUAAUACUCAAAACGGACAGGCUCAGGCAUCCACUCAAACAGCACCAACCCACGAUUCUCAAGACGUCCAAUCUGAGUCAGCUCAGCUUUCCACGUCUCAAGGGGGUGCUGCGGAAAACAUGAGCCAAGAACCAUUGGGAAGUGCUCUUAUGGACGAGGCCAGCUCUCCUGUAGCGCAAAAGCCCUCAGGUUGGGCGUUCUGGUCGCGCGACCGACCAAAAGCUGACCAAAAGUUGGAUGAAGGUUCUCGAAAACAAGUAGGUGAGGUAGCAGUCUUUGAUACGCCAUCGCAAUCGCAACCUGAGGCUGCCCAAUUCAAUGAACAUCAAGGAGAUCACCACACAGGCUCGCAAAACACAUCAAAAGUCCUGUUAAGUCGCACGAGCAGUCAGAAAGCAUCCAGAACCUCGAAAUCUCAGAACACUGCAGCUAAUGUAAAACCGGAUGCGCCCGUAACCAAUAACGAACAUGCUUCUGGAGAGGCACGAGUUUCCCCUACCCACUCCUCUACGCAAGGCUCAACACUUGCAACGCCACCUUCAGCAGGUUCCACGGAUGCCAAGUCUCCUGCAAACCUAUCAGCGCACCCAGAAAACUUACUCCUUCCUGAGUUUAGCAAUACAUAUCAACUAGUGCAGAAGCCUACUUACUGGCAAAUGAUUCGUAAAUACUUUGUCGGAGGGGAGAAAGCCACUCCCCACCUACACAUUAGCCCCGACAUACCCAGGAUACAGAGAGCCGUUGCCAUUGGGGUUCAUGGUUACUUUCCAGCUCCAAUAUUUCAACGAGUCCUAGGCCAGCCUACUGGAACAUCGAUACGCUUCGCUAAUGCUGCCCGCACUGCCAUUGAAGACUGGACCAAGUCGCAUGGUUACUCGGUAGAUAUCGAGCAGAUCGCGUUGGAGGGCGAGGGUUUCAUUGCGGAAAGAGUAAAUACAUUGUGGAAACUUCUCCUCAAUUGGAUCGAACACAUAAAAACCGCGGAUUUCAUCUUAAUUGCCUGUCACUCACAAGGUGUACCUGUGGCAAUCAUGCUUGUAGCGAAGCUGAUACAAUUUGGCUGUGUGAGUGCGGCGAGAAUUGGAGUCUGCGCGAUGGCAGGUGUCAACAUGGGCCCGUUUGCCGAUUACAAGACAAAAUAUUUUGGACCCACCGCUGCAGAACUGUUUGAAUUCGGAGACCCUCACAGUCUUGUCAGUCAGAUGUAUCUUGCUGCGCUUGACGAAGUUUUACGAUAUGGUGUACGAAUUCUCUACGUAGGCAGUAUUGACGAUCAGCUCGUCUCGUUGGAGUCAUCAACAUUCUCGGCCCUCUCACAUCCUUACAUCUAUCGAGCUGUAUUCGUCGAUGGCCGCAUCCAUGCUCCUGAUUUUCUGACACAUCUCGUCGGCUUCACACUGAAGCUACGUAAUCUCGGUCUUCCGGACCACGGCCUUAUUCGAGAGCUUUCUCCAGCUCUGGCUGGUUCACUUUAUGGGGGAGAAGGGCAUUCGCGUGUGUAUGAAGACCCUCGAGUUUAUAAGCUUGCUGUUGAGCACGCAUUGGAAACCACGUCCUUGCCCAUCAGCCCACAGCAGCCUCGCCCAUCGACAUCUGGAUCAUUUGCAGGAAUCACCAUCCCCAUACCAGGCGCCAAAAUUGAGACCAAAGGCAAGUACGCGUUGCAGGUGAAGGAAUACAAGAGUGUUGGGUCGGGUAGCCAGAAUCCAUUUUACCUGCCCUGGGCAAUGCGUGGGCUACUAGAGGAGGAUUUCGUGAGAAAUGAAUCAGAACAAGAAGUGGAGGAGCUCCUAGCAAUGUUCGAGAAAUGGCGACCGAGCACCAAACAACUAAAAGAUGUCAAAUUCAGGCUUGAAGGUGUUCGAAGUAGACUCUAGAAAGUCAUAUCAUUAAAGAUACCCGCAUCCGGGAUGCACUAGUUAUUUGAAACCACCCUUAGAAGGGUGCGUUGUCGCAAUAGUGGCGCUCAUAGACAUUCACAUUUAUGCAGCUGUUCAUAAAGUUGUCUGUAUGAUAUCAUGAAUUCCUUCUUUCAUGCU
Aaosphaeria arxii CBS 175.79 is the source of this 3100-nucleotide messenger RNA. RefSeq lists its product as uncharacterized. The transcript has 3 exons. The record is from RefSeq and is a predicted model, not a curated record. NCBI's taxonomy places the organism in Eukaryota, Fungi, Ascomycota, Dothideomycetes, Pleosporales. Bases 194 to 2938 code for a protein of 914 amino acids.